Molecule: messenger RNA, 576 nt
Organism: Dicrocoelium dendriticum
Lineage: Eukaryota; Metazoa; Platyhelminthes; Trematoda; Plagiorchiida; Dicrocoeliidae
Source: the annotation of a GenBank genome assembly
AUGAACACCAAACAAAUCGCGUUUAUCGUGUUGGAUAUCAUUCCAGGCAUCGUUCACAUCAGUGGCGCCAAUAUGGAGGGAGCACGUGCAAAUGUAACCCUACGACUGGCUCUGAAUUACGACAUCAACCCAGAAUGUGAUGAGACAGUGUACAAGGCAAUGAUAUGUGCCGGAGAGUUCACCAACGAGUGUCUUCUUUUUGGACCGGUGGCACGGUUUCUACAAGCCUCCUGUGCCUCUCAGGGUGCAACAGAACCGAUCAACUUCCUCGUAAAUUCAGUUGAAAGUCCCAUAGAACUGGAUGUGACGGUUCAGCGAGUGGGUGAAAACAGCGUGCAGCGUCUCCGGAGAACCGAAUUCCGAUUGACUGAAGGUGGAGAAAUUGCUGUCACGUCCUUCGAUCUCACUCUCAUUGUCCGCUUCCACGCUGAGUAUGUCUGCCUGCCAAACUACUUCGGCAAGCUCUGUGACAAGUUCUGCGAUACGAAGGCAGUGAAUCACGUUUGUGAUGAAUGGGGAAACCCUAUUUGUCGUUCAGGUAAAUACCUCCCAUUAUCACCCCACUCAUUUUUGUAA